CUCUUUUCUUUUUCUACUUGGAACAAUCUAAAAAAGGAUGGAGUUUGGCCUUGAGCGUAUGCAAAAACUACUUUGUCACUUAGGCAAUCCUCAAGAUCAGGUCAAAGUCAUUCAUGUCGCGGGUACCAAUGGCAAAGGGUCUGUCUGUGCAUAUAUGACCAGUGUCCUUUUGCAAGCUGGUUACAAGGUCGGUAGGUUCAAUUCUCCUCAUCUUAUUGCUCCACACGAUAGUAUUCAAAUUAAUGGUAAACCUGUGGAUCCCAAUGUAUUCGAAACAACCAUGGAACGAACUCGAAAAAUCAGUCAAGAUACUUUGGUGAAUGCUACUAGUUUUGAAGUUUUGGUUGGUACUGCUCUUUGGCUGUUUGUUCAUCCUCCAGAAGAAGAAAAUGGGUUGGACUUUAUAGUGGUAGAAGUUGGUUUGGGUGGAUUAUUGGAUGCUACCAAUGUGUUUCGAUCACCAAUCAUGACAAUCAUCACUUCUAUUGGUAUGGAUCAUAUGGGAAUUCUUGGAAAUACGAUUGCAGAGAUAGCUCGUGCCAAAGCAGGAAUUAUGAAACCAGGAUGUCCUGUGGUGAUUGCCCCUCAAUCAGAACAACAAGCUGAAACAUCAUUGGUGCAUUAUGCUCGUGAAUUGGAUAUUUCUUGUGUGGUGAUGGUCCCUGCGAUAGCCGAUGAUGAUAUUACAACAAUAGUGACAACAGGCGAGCAACAUCUGCAUCUGCAGUUGGAACCUAAAGAUGUGAUAAAAGGAUCAACCUUACCCCCUUUGGAUAUUCAUUAUACAGUGGAAUUACAAGGUGAUUAUCAACGGGAAAAUUCGGCAACUGCGAUCAUGGCAUUAAAGUGGCUGGCUCAUUCUGGACACAUACGACUUGACACAACAACAUUGCAACAAGGAAUGACGAGAACAUCAUGGCCUGGACGAUUAGAUUGGGUGAAUACGACAUGUUUAUUACCUCAUCUACCGUUUACGACAUUGUUGGUCGAUGGUGCACAUAAUCCUCCAGCCUGUCAAGAAUUACGACGUUAUAUUGAUUCUAUUCUUCAGCAACAACAGCGAACAAGGGUGAUUUGGUUGAUUGGUAUCACAAAGGGCAAAUCAGUGAGUGACAUGUUACAGGUAUUAACACAUCAGGAUGAUUUGAUUUUGACCGUUCCCUUCUCACAACCUCAAGAUAUGUCAUGGAUUGAAUGUGUAGAUCCAGUAGAUUUGGCUCAACAUGUGAAUGAUUAUUAUGAUGAUUCGAAUGAACAAUCUCGUACAAAGGCUUUACCUCAACAAUCACUCUCAGACGCAUUGACCAUGGCUGGUUCCUUAUUUAGACCUGACUCGGAUUUGGUGGUUCUAUGUGGAUCUCUUUAUUUGGUGGCUGACCUUUAUCGACUCAUGGAUAUACAUCCUUUCUCUUAGGUCCUUUUUUUUUUUUUUUUUUUU
Halteromyces radiatus is the source of this 1438-nucleotide messenger RNA. Its product is annotated as Mur ligase. Gene Ontology annotation, cellular component: cytosol; mitochondrion; cytoplasm. The transcript has a single exon. The record is from RefSeq and is a predicted model, not a curated record. Gene Ontology annotation, biological process: folic acid-containing compound biosynthetic process. Gene Ontology annotation, molecular function: dihydrofolate synthase activity; tetrahydrofolylpolyglutamate synthase activity; ATP binding. NCBI's taxonomy places the organism in Eukaryota, Fungi, Mucoromycota, Mucoromycetes, Mucorales, Cunninghamellaceae. Bases 38 to 1414 code for a protein of 458 amino acids.